This is a messenger RNA of Octodon degus (degu), 291 nucleotides long. It is a transcript of the gene Gnrh1, whose product is annotated as gonadotropin releasing hormone 1. The record is from RefSeq and is a predicted model, not a curated record. Gene Ontology annotation, cellular component: extracellular region. The coding region runs from base 1 to 291 and encodes 96 amino acids. The transcript has 3 exons. Gene Ontology annotation, biological process: multicellular organism development. Gene Ontology annotation, molecular function: gonadotropin hormone-releasing hormone activity. Lineage: Eukaryota; Metazoa; Chordata; Mammalia; Rodentia; Octodontidae.
AUGUGUCUUAGCAUGGGGCCAAUUCCCAAACUCCUGGCUGGACUUGUCCUGCUGACUCUAUGUGUGGAACACGGCUCAUGCCAGCACUGGUCCUACGGCUUGCGUCCUGGAGGAAAGAGAAAUGCUGAAACACUGGCUGAGUCUUUCCAAGAGAUAGCCCAAGAGCUCGAUCAACUGGCGGAACCUCAGCACCUCGAAUGCACCCUCCACCGGCCUCGCUCUCCCCUCAGGGACCUGAAAGGAGCUCUGGAAAGUCUGAUUGAAGAGGAAACUGGGCAGAAAAAGAUUUAA